Ordospora pajunii is the source of this 768-nucleotide messenger RNA. RefSeq names its product phosphotyrosyl phosphate activator protein. Gene Ontology annotation, cellular component: cytoplasm; protein phosphatase type 2A complex; nucleus. Gene Ontology annotation, molecular function: peptidyl-prolyl cis-trans isomerase activity; protein tyrosine phosphatase activator activity. The transcript has a single exon. The coding region runs from base 1 to 768 and encodes 255 amino acids. Gene Ontology annotation, biological process: mitotic spindle organization. The record is from RefSeq and is a predicted model, not a curated record. NCBI's taxonomy places the organism in Eukaryota, Fungi, Microsporidia, Ordosporidae.
AUGAGCGAUAUAUCCUUUCCAGAAACAGAUGCAUAUUCAAAGAUCUACGAAUUCAUUCUGUCGGUCGAUGAAUGCAUUAAGAACUCCACGCAGAAGACAGAUGAGGCACAGAUGCAAAUACUCAGAGAUAUAUCCGGGGUAAUAAACGAGACCGAAAAGAGCCAGGAACCCCAUAGAUAUGCAAACCUGGCUGCAAAGACAGUGCUCAAUACAAUAUGCAUGAAAUAUGAAGACAAAUAUUUGCAGAACUCGUUUGGAAACUCCACAAGGCUUGACUACGGAACAGGGCACGAACUGAACUACCUUUGUUACUUGUACACAAAGUACUUCCGCAAUGAGAUAGAGAUUGAGUGCAUAUUCACUACUCUAGUCAAGUAUUUUGAAGUCGUUCGAGAGUUUGUUAAGAAAUUCAAUCUAGAGCCUGCUGGCAGUCACGGUGUGUGGGGACUCGACGACUACCAGUUUCUUCCAUUUCUAUUUGGGUCAUCCGAGCUUGCCAAUCAAAAGCUCCAGUUUAACGAAUUUAACGAAUUUAACGAGCUCCACAGAUUCGGCAGAAGAGGAUGCUAUCAGGAAGCAGUAGCCAAUAAACUUGGAGGAGCAUCCCAGAUCCUCAAAAGCAUCACGGGGAAGGACUGGGCAGUCAUUAACAGAGGAAUGAUCAGGAUGUAUGACGACCAUGUCCUAAGACGAGACGUCGUAACACAGCAUUUCAUUUAUGGUGCCUGUCUACAGCAGAAAAGAUAUUCACAAGAAACGCUUUAUUAA